CUGACGCCGGGGCCCCGUGACGCGACGCGGCCACGCAUCGAUUUCGCGCACGUCGUCGUGGAAAUCAGUCGGAUAAUGCCACACGUCGCUAUUUAGUGAACAAAGUGUUACCUGUAACAGAGUGCACGUCUUGCGUAUCCUGCUCGGUCCCGAUGAUGGUGAGACGAAGCGGACGUUACACCGUGAACUGGCGAGGAUUCAGAGACUUCGCUUUCGGUAGUAAGCCUCCUGACGAAGAGAUAGAAGAACCAAAACCGGCUGAAGACUUGGCAAAUCAUGAAGUCAUAUUCCUCAAGAGCAUUGUGGAAAGUCCGGAUUUCGCAAGGAAGUAUGGUUGUGCUGAUUCAGAAGAGGACCUGCUCGUAAAACCCGUAUCGCUGGGCAAUGUAAACAUAAUCAGGUCGCUAAGUGAGUACCGUGGAAACAAUAUACGGACUAUUGAGCAAGCCGAACUAGCUAUCAUUGUAUCCAGGGCACAUUUUAAGGCACUAAUAGAAGCUCAUGACCAAAUAGGUAAAAUUUGGUUGGAAAGAGGAUCUGGUAUAGAUGACAAGUUGAUACCAAACGAAUUUCCUGACCUGAUAGAAUUUUCAAAAGAGAGUCCCGAGGGUAACGGAGAUAUGCCUAUAGAAACAGUAAAAGUUGUAGGUCUUAGAAAAGUACCAGGACAACCUUUAGGUUUGACUGUGACAACCGAUGAGCAUGGACAGCUUAUUGUUGCAAGGAUACUUGCAGGAAGUGCAGCAGCAAAACAAGCCUUAGUAUCUGUUGGUGAUGUUCUACUGGAAGUAGACGGGGUUCACAUUGAAUCAGAGGAGCAACUGAAGGAAGCUGUAGCAAAACCAAAUGAUAGGGUCACUCUUAAAGUUGGACCUAACCUUAAGGAAAAGAGCUCUCAGCUAACAAAUAAGUUAACUUGCUAUGUAAGAACACUGUUCGACUAUAACCCAAUUCAAGACACUUUAAUACCGUGCAAAGAAAUAGGAUUAACAUUCAAGAAGGGUGACAUAUUACAAAUUUCUGAUAGAAAGGACCCAAACUGGUGGCAAGCAAGUCACGUCGAGAGGCCCGAAAUAGUAGGUUUGAUACCGUCUCCGGAAUUAGAAGAACGAAGAAAAGCAUACGUCCCACCCGAGGCUGACUUUGUACAUAAAAUCAGCAUUUGUGGAGCACGGAUAUCGAGAAAGAAAAAGAAAUUUGUUUACGAGUCGCGGUCGUCGGUGCAAUUGGAAGGGGCCGAGCUGGCGCUGUACGAGGAAGUGGCCCGCACGCCCCCCUUCCUGCGGCGCGUGUUAGCGCUCGUCGGCACGCGCGGCGUCGGCAGGAGGACGCUCAAGAAUAGGCUCAUACAGGACUACCCCGACCGGUUCGGGGCGGUCGUGCCGCAUACGUCCCGUCCCCCGAGGCCGAUGGAGGAGAACGGUCAGUCGUACUGGUUCGUGUCGCGCGAGGAGAUGGAGCGCGACGCCCACGCCGGCCGCUUCCUCGAGUACGGGGAACACAACGGGAACCUGUACGGCACCCAUCUGGACUCCAUACGAGCCGUCAUCAAGGAAGGGAAGAUGUGCAUACUAGACUGUGCUCCGCAAUCUUUGAAACUGUUACACAACAGCAGCGAAUUCCUCCCGUACGUCGUGAUGAUAACGGCGCCUGGUAUUGAGCAGCUGAAAAAUCUCACUCACGCCUCCAACCGAAACUUGACCUUCGACAGGCAGAGCUCCAUCCGCUACAGUUCGAGACGCGCCCGCACGUUAGAGUCGCUUGCAUCCCUUUACGAAGAAGAAGAUUUGAAACAAACUCUGGAAGAGAGCGCUCGAAUUCAACGACAAUACGAGAAGUACAUAGACUUUGUGAUCACUAACAACAACUCCGAUACAACCUUCUCGAAGAUCUUAGACGCAUUGCACGCUCUCUCUACCGACCACCAGUGGGUGCCGGUCAGCUGGAUAUAUUAAACAAAAAAAAAACAUAAAAAAAACUGCGACUGAGCAAAAAAAAAA
Bombyx mandarina (wild silkworm) is the source of this 2000-nucleotide messenger RNA. RefSeq names its product MAGUK p55 subfamily member vari (gene vari). Gene Ontology annotation, molecular function: protein binding. NCBI's taxonomy places the organism in Eukaryota, Metazoa, Arthropoda, Insecta, Lepidoptera, Bombycidae. The record is from RefSeq and is a predicted model, not a curated record.